This is a messenger RNA of Morchella sextelata, 1737 nucleotides long. RefSeq lists its product as uncharacterized. NCBI's taxonomy places the organism in Eukaryota, Fungi, Ascomycota, Pezizomycetes, Pezizales, Morchellaceae. The transcript is spliced from 8 exons. The coding region runs from base 1 to 1737 and encodes 578 amino acids. The record is from RefSeq and is a predicted model, not a curated record.
AUGGCCAGGAUCAAGCUCGGGUUGGUACCUAAGAAGAAAAAAUGGGGCGUGCAGCUUCUCUGGUGUCAGUGGCCUUUUAAAGAAAAGGAAACUUUGGAGUUUAUUGAGCGGAUCGAAAGAUUGAAAUCUCUCUUCGAUCUUGCUACGGGUGAAUUACAGCAGUCUCAACUAAAAAAGAUCGAAAAUAACGUACAACAUCUCGUGCAAGCAGCUCAGGGUUCACAUGGGUCUAAGAAUACCGAAGACCAGAUCAUCCAAUGUGCUCUACUAUGUGCACGUACAAACAAACCCAAUAGGGAAGUAAUAAUCAAUUGGCUGUACUCGGAAGCAUUUGACAAGCGCCAUACCGAGAUUAGUGGAAGAAGACAACCGAACACUGGGGAAUGGAUAUUGAAAGAGCCAGAAGUCCAAGACUGGGAGAACGGGAAAUCGAAAUCUCGACUACUUUGGGGUUACGGUAUACCUGGAGCGGGAAAGACCUUUUUGAGCUCAUUCAUGAUCGACCAUCUUAAAAACCGAGCAUCGACAUCAUCGAAGUGCGGCGUAGCCUAUAUCUACUUCAAUUAUAGCGAGCAAGCACAGCAAAACCCAUUAUCAGUUCUUGCCAGCUUGACGAAACAACUUGCGUGCCAGCUACAAGAAUUACCCACGGAGAUCAACAAGCCAUACAAAAAUAUAAUCGAUAAGCAAAAAAACCCCAGUUUGGAGGAACGUUAUAACAUAUUCCUCAUAAUUGCAAAAGCAUUUGCCCCGGGCAAUGUCUUUCUUGUUUGUGAUGCUCUGGAUGAAUGCAAACAGGAUACCCAACGAAAAAUCCUCUUGCCAUUGUUCCACCGAAUGACAAACGAUGGCAUGAAUUUAUUCAUAACGAGUCGCGAAUUUCCUGACGAUAUUCAAACCUCUUUCAAAAACUCGUCAAAGAUUAGGCUCUGGGCCAAGAACGAGGAUAUCAAUGUCUCAGCUGAAAGAGUGCGCCAAUGGGAUGUCAAUGUCAAACAGCUGCUUGCAGCCCUCAAAAAGCUCAACGAUUCUUCCAGCAAGGACGAACCUACUAUGGAUCCUACAUAUGACAGAGUCAUGGAGAGUAUUAGAUUGCAAGAAGGAAAUUGCACUGAGCUAGCCUUGAAGAUACUAUUCUGGCUGGCCAAUGCCCGACGUGUACUCACGGUUCGCGAGCUUCAAGUAACAGUCUCCAUUGAAAACGACUGCCCCACUUUUGAGAAGACCGCUUUAGCAGACAGAAAUACACUACUUGAUGUUUGCGCCGGCCUCAUGACAAUAGAUCAAGAGAAUAACGAGGAAGAAAAUGAUCUCAAGGAUACUGUCAGAUUAGCUCAUUAUACGAUCCAAGAGUAUUUGCUCAGAAAAUCGAUAACACCGAACGAUGGAGACAUGCAGAUAGCCACAGCGUGUAUCACUUUUAUCUCUUAUGAUCACUUCACCCAAGGCGCCUGUACUCCCCACAAAUCCGAUGAAUCUAACGGACCCGACGGAUCUAACGGAUCCGACGAACCUGACAAAUCUGACGAAUAUCGGUCAUACCUUCAUACUUUCCUCAAAUACGUCGUUGUGUACCUGACUAUCCAUCUCGGAGAAUGCGAUGAAACCUUAACAACACAACUGGUCCUUCAAUUUCUUGAAAAUCCCCAAGUGUUUUUGGUUUAUGUAGAAGGUCAUUUAUUGUUAGAUGAUCCCUAUUGUGAACUGGCUACUCCAUUACACUUUGCUGCCGGUUAA